GCGCGGUGAGCACCUACCGCCGGCCGAGCAGCCCGGGCAGAGGCCGCGGCCCCUUCCCCCUGCCGGCGGGCUGUGAGCCGGUGCUCCGGGCGCCUCGGCCCGGCGCUAAAUUUAAAAACCUAACACGAGCAGCAGGCUGGUCCCAGAAAGGAAACGAAACUCGUCCCGCGCGCUGCCUCCCGGGCCCUGCCGGUCCCUGAGCACGCCGCGCCACCCGGAAUCGACCCUCCUCCCGCCAUUGUCGCGCGGCUCGGAGGCUGAGGCCCGGCCUGCGGCGCCGCGCGUGCCCGGAGAGGCGGGCGCUGUGGCCGCGGGCAUGGACGGCGGGGACGCGGUUCGCGCCCGGCAGCUCGUGUUCCUGCUUCCAGAAUAUUUAAAAGAUGCUUCAAAGAAGAUGAAACGUGGGCUUAUGUUUGUAAAGUUGGUUAACCCAUGUUCAGGGGAAGGAGCCAUUUACUUGUUCGAUGUGCGUCUACAGCAGCUGUUUGAAAUAAAAGUUUUCAAGGAAAAACACCAUUCUUGGUUUAUAAAUCAAUCAGUUGAAUCAGGAGGCCUUCUCCACUUUGCCACACCCAUGGACCCUCUGUUUCUGCUUCUCCACUACCUCGUGAAAGCUGACAAGGAGGGAAAGUUUCAACCCCUAGAUCAAGUUGUGGUAGAUGACGUCUUUCCGAAUUGCAUCUUGUUGCUGAAACUUCCUGAACUUGAGAAGUUACUUCACCACGUGACAGAGGAAAAAGAAAUAGACAACAAGAAAUAUUACAAAUACAGCAAAGAGAAGACAUUAAAGUGGCUGGAAAAAAAGGUUAAACAAACUGUGGCAGCAUUAAAAACCAAUAAUGUAAAUGUCAGCGCCCGGGUACAGUCAACUGCAUUUUUCUCUGGUGAUCAAGUUUCCAGGGACAAGGAAGAGGAUUAUAUUCAUUAUGCCCAUGGUCUGAUAUCUGAUUACAUCCCUAAAGAAUUAAGUGAUGACUUAUCUAAAUACCUAAAGCUUCCAGAGCCUCCAGCUUCAUUGCCAAGUCCUCCGUCAAAGAUGGCAGCACAAAGACGGAAAAGGGACAAGUGACAGUGGCUUCUUGCAAGACCUGGCUGCUUCCCCUGCAACUUCAGAUGCGCCCAAAGAGUUCAGAGUUUUUCUUCUGCGCUUUCCAGAAAAGCACCAAGUGCCAAAAGGUUUAUUUUAAAGCGCUAACCAUGAACGCUCCAUUGCUUUGAUCGAUACCAGCAGUCUGUGGGCAGCAGCAUUGCUCCCUGGAGCCCUCGGCAAGGCGGUUCUGUCGCAGAGCUGGAAAGCACCCCAGAGAGUGCCUCUGCCCACAGCCGGAGGGGCUCCAGCCGCAUCUCCCUCUGCCUCAGCCUUUGCCCCCAGAAACGUGGGCAUCUUCCCGGUACAGUGCUUCAGGUUCCAACCGUGCAGAGGACAAGGCUCACUGUGACAUUCGGGUGGUUCAUUGAGCCUGACCAUACUUGGGUCAGGCCCGCAUGUUUUAGGUAUGACUGUUGGUGACUUAAGCACUUGAUUCCACCCUGAAAGCUUUGGCAAACCAAGUUUCAACCCUUACUUUAAAUACUUACAAAAACCUGACCUUUCUUUACUCCAUAUCAAUUUGGCAGCUUCUAAUUCAUAGUAAUACCCAAACAUGUGCAUUUUAUGAUCUCCUGGUGUUAUAAACAUUGCUUCAUUUUGAA
Messenger RNA from Lemur catta (Ring-tailed lemur), 1692 nucleotides. It is a transcript of the gene RNASEH2B, whose product is annotated as ribonuclease H2 subunit B. The transcript has 10 exons. Gene Ontology annotation, biological process: ribonucleotide metabolic process; RNA catabolic process. Gene Ontology annotation, cellular component: ribonuclease H2 complex; nucleoplasm. NCBI's taxonomy places the organism in Eukaryota, Metazoa, Chordata, Mammalia, Primates, Lemuridae. The coding region runs from base 317 to 1069 and encodes 250 amino acids. The record is from RefSeq and is a predicted model, not a curated record.